This is a messenger RNA of Oryza sativa Japonica Group (Japanese rice), 2362 nucleotides long. RefSeq names its product F-box/LRR-repeat protein At1g67190. NCBI's taxonomy places the organism in Eukaryota, Viridiplantae, Streptophyta, Magnoliopsida, Poales, Poaceae. Gene Ontology annotation, molecular function: protein binding. The record is from RefSeq and is a predicted model, not a curated record.
CGCGUGCGUUCGUUGGCGUCUACUUGUCUCCUGAGAUUUUCCCCGUCUUUCCACUGUUCUUCCUCCUCCUCCCUCGCCGUCCUCACAAUUUGUCUCUUCCCCUAAUUUCUCCCCCCAAUUUCGUCCCUUCUCGGGUCUCGAAUUUGUCGCCCUUCUUCCUCGCGAUCUGUCGCGCUUCAUCGCCAUCGGCGACCUCGCGCGCGCGCCGCCGGCGCUGGGGGGGCGCCGGAAGCCUUUCUCUCGUCGAGAGGCGUCGCGGCCCCCUUCGCCCCCCCCCCCCCUCUCCCGACUCCUCCGCGGCGUGCUGGGCUAGCGCACGUGCAGCGUAGAUCCAUCCGGGUUUGGAUUGAUUUCUUAUUUUUAAAAAAAUCGGUACUUAUUCUUCUUCAGAGCUCAAGAUCAACAUGAGUUGAACCAAAUAAUUUUGGUACUCUAGGUGCGGGCGCAGUUACCUUUUUUUUCCAGAAAUCUAUGUGGUUCAACUGAAUUUUCCAUGCCCUAUGUUAAGUCUGCCGCUGCUCCUCUGGAUAGGAAAAGUUUCCAAUUAGGUUGUACCUGACCAGGUUGGGUAAUUUUUCGGCGGCCAAUAUGGAGCACCUUCCUGUUGAAGUCAUUGGCAACAUUCUUGCACAUCUUAGCGCUGCACGUGAUGUCAUGGUUGCCUCUGGGGUGUGCCGGAAGUGGCGGACGGCAUGCAGGAAGCACCUCCAUUCAUUAUCGUUCAAUUCCGAUGACUUCCCUCGGGACAUGACUACACGCCAGCUGGAGAUUGUCAUCACACAGACUAUAUUUCAGACAAUGGGGCUGCAGUGCCUCUCUAUUCACAUAGAUCGUACCCAUGAGUUCUCGGCAGCACCUGUGAUUGCAUGGCUCAUGUAUACCAGGGAAACACUCCGGAGCUUGUCUUACAAUGUUCGGACAAACCCUAACGUGAACAUCCUGGAGAAAUGUGGGAGGCAGAAAUUGGAGGUGUUGGAUUUAGACCAUAACACAAUCACUGGUGUUGAACCAAGUUAUCAGAGAUUCACCUGUCUGAAAUCCCUUUCUUUAAGGCAUGUGAGCAUUUCAGCCUUGGAUUUGAGCCUUUUAGUGGCUGCUUGCCCAAAGAUAGAGUCACUGGCACUUGAUUUCCUUGAGGUUGUCACUUCAGAUCCACAGUCUACAAUGGAGCUGACUAGCCAUACCUUGAAGAGCCUAUUUGCAAAAUCUGUUGGUGUGGACAAGAUCAUACUUGAUACAGAUAAUCUGGAAGUUCUAAACCUAAAUGCUUUGAACCUUGAUUUGUUUGAGCUCAUUGGGAAGGGUACUCUAAAGCAUCUCAAGAUUGACGAUGUUAGUGUUACUCAUAUGGAUAUUGGGGAGAGCACAGAUCAUCUGGAGGUAGUGGAUGUGAGUAACUUUACUAUAGUCCGGCCAAAGCUGUACAGUAUGAUAUCCAGAGCAUCUAACUUGCGGAUGCUACGAUUUUGGGGUGUUGUGUUUGAUGAUGAGGAUGAGAUUGUGGACUCAGAAACCAUUGCUGUUUCAUUUCCUCUUCUAAGGCAUCUUUCAUUGAGUUAUGAGUUACGAGAUGGGCUACUUCAUUAUAGCCUGCAAGGAUCGUCACCACUGGAUAAUGUUUCAGUCUUGGAACUUGGUUGGACAGUUAUAAGUGAGCAUUUUGGACCCUGGGUUUUUGGAAUGAUCGAGAGGUGCCCAAAUCUCAAGAAACUUGUCAUUCAUGGUGUUCUUUCUGAGGCAAAAACACGCGAAGAGCGCCAGAUGCUAGCAAGCUUUACUUCAUUUAUAGUCUGCCUCAUGAGGAAGUAUGUGCAUGUUGAUGUACAAUUUGAGUACGAGUGAUCAUUGUCCAAGUUGGGUGGGCAUUCUUGCCCUAGCUCAUUCGAGACAUACCAUCAGGCAUCUUGCAGAUUUGCUUCUCAUCCAACUUCACGAAGGCCUGUGGUUUGUUACUGUCAGCUGCAUGUACUUGAUCAAGAAAGUUUGAGUUGACAUGUCCACAGAAUAAAAAGCGCAUGCAUUUGCCAAUACAUUAUAGCACAAGUCGCGCACCCUUCUCUGGAAACCAUCGUCCUCUCUGUUAGUGAAACACCUCCAACUGAAAUGGAAUGCUUAAGGUGACAUUUAUUUGGCACAUGCCCAUGAAUAUAAUGCCCUCAUCUUUUGGUCUGUUCAUGAGAGAAAUUUUGGGUGGGAAUUCUCUUUACAUACUGUAAGUGUGAAUGGAAGAUUUAUAAAUUGUAAGUUGACUUCAUGCCCACAGAAAACGUGAAUUCUCUUAGGAAAAUGGUUAUUCCCCUGAAACUUUACGCCUUGAAAUUCCUCGCGCCGAGUGAUUCUAUUAUAUUGAUAUUUGCUCUUA